Molecule: messenger RNA, 2925 nt
Organism: Lottia gigantea (owl limpet)
Lineage: Eukaryota; Metazoa; Mollusca; Gastropoda; Lottiidae
Exons: 4
Coding region: 1-2925 (974 amino acids)
Biological process (GO): activation of GTPase activity
Molecular function (GO): GTPase activator activity
Source: RefSeq, a predicted model, not a curated record
AUGAUAGAAACAAGUGAAAGAAGGCAGAGAUUGUUAAGGGCUGUGAAAAAGGAGGUGAAACAGAUUAUGGAGGAAGCAGUAACCAGGAAAUUUGUGCAUGAAGAAAGUGGUAGUAUAACAUCAUUGUGUGGGGCUGUGGAGGCGUGUCUGUUAGAUGGAUUAAAGAAAAGAUCUCUGGGACUGUUUAAAGAGAGCACUACUGUAGCACUGUUCCAAAAGACUUCCAAAUAUUGUAAGGCUGCUUCUCAGGUUGCAAAAAAAGUGAUGGAGUUGGAAUCAGGGAGCAAUGAAAACGGCUCGAAACGAUCAAUGGAUACCUUCAGAUUAUAUACUAAAAGAUAUCAGUCAUACAAUCCCAGGCAUUUGUGGUUACGUCAGUCUAUAUUUGAAAAGCAAUUAACAAAAAUCUUGGAGUAUCUGGUGGAGAAUAGUGGACGAUAUUAUGAAGUGGAUUCAUUGGUUGCUGACCCAGUAGAUGGACCCAUCUUUGCAUCAUUACUAGUGGGUCCAUGUGCUUUAGAUUACACCAAAAUGAAAACGUCAGAUCAUUUCUGGACUGAUCCUCCAGCUGAUGAACUGGUUCAAAGACACAGAAUUCACUCUGGUGGAAAUCAUGUCUUCUCUAACCAAACAACUCCUGGGUCACCGAAGAGACCAGGUCUACAAAUACGAAGAGCCAAAAGUGGGAGUGAAGACUCUCCAAAGAUGCUGCAUGUUUCUGCAAGGGAAUAUGUUGAAUCUCUUCAUCAGAAUAACAAAACCACUCUAUUGUAUGGGAAAAAUAAUGUCCAAGUUCAACCAAAGGAAGAUGUCCCUUCACUAGCAGGAUAUUUGUCUCUACAUCAGUGUGCUGAAAGGUUGAUGAUAAUGUGGACACCAAAUCAACUGAUGAAUGGGGGAUCUGAUAAUGUUGAUGAUGAUUCAGACAGAAGUAUAUAUUGGGAAUAUGCUAUGACAGUAUUUUUAGAUGAAGUUGUCUACAUCCACUGCCAUCAACAACCAGAUUGUGGUGGAACUGUUGUUCUGGUGGGACAAGAUGGUGUUCAAAGACCACCAGUUCAUUUCCCAAAAGGAGGGCACCUGCUAGCAUUUUUGUCAGUCUUAGAAACAGCAUUGUUACCCCAUAAUCAACUAGAUCCACCUUUAUGGAAUCAAAGAGGAAAGGGGAAGGUUGCCAGUAGUAGCAAUAGCAGUACAAGUAGUUACAGCACUGAUGAAGAAGAAGCCACUGAUUAUGUUUUCCGUAUCAUUUCCAGUUUCAGACCUGAGAAUAUUACAGCUGAAAUGUUGGAUCCGAAAUCUUCAGUUCAGUGUUAUGCUCGGGCCCAAGAAGAGCAAAAUACUACUUGUAUAUAUGAAUCAAAUGGACACCUUCAUUCUCAUAUUAAACAACUGUGUGACACUAUGAGAAAACAAAUUAUCUCCAGAGCAUUCUAUGGAUGGUUGGCACACUGUCGUCAUCUUAAAACUGUCAGAACACACCUGUCGGGCCUAGUCAACUCAGCAGUAGUGCAGGCUGAUAAACCAACUGAUGCUACUGGAGGGCUGACUGAAGAAAAAUGGCAAGAAUUUAACAUAGAUGGUGUUGUUAUUAAUAAAUCAGAAAUCUAUAGAUUGGUCUAUUUUGGUGGAAUUGCUCAUUGUCUCAGAAAAGAUGUCUGGCCGUAUCUUCUUGGUCAUUAUUCAUUUGGUAGUACUGUUGAAGAGAGGAAAAUUGUGGAUGAACGCUGUCGUUCUGAGUAUGAAAGAAUCAUGUCUGAGUGGUUAGCUGUUGAAGCCAUUGUCAGCCAAAGAGACAAAGAGCUUAUGGCAGCCAACUUGGCCAAGUUUUCACAAGAGAGUACAGAUGGCGUUAUUCCUCUGAUACGAAAAGAUUCUAGUUUAAGCAACGAUGUUUUUGAAUCCUUUGAUUCUGAAGAAUUUUCUCAUCCCUCUACAGUUCCUGAAGAAAGCUACAAUCCUACACCAACCUCAGAUUUAAAGAACAACCUGGACCUGAUUCAGCCUACAGAUUUAGAGCCAGUUCUCCAUAAACAACUAGACUCACUGAUAGAUAACAGUGAUGUUAUUUUGGAAGAGACUGAACAGCAAUCCAUUGAUUUUGAUGAAGAUUUGGAGAAAUCGUGUGAAGUUGAAACGAUAGAGAAAUUGAAUCUGAAUUAUAAUGAUCCAAUGGUUACUAAUCAAUCUUCAGCAUCUAAAGAAAGUCUGAUUUCUCCAGCAUCACCUGCAUCUAAUGGUGGCAUCUAUUCUUCUGAGCUGUUAGACGCUGUAGCAUUAAACCUUCACCGAAUUGAUAAAGAUGUCUUACGAUGUGAUAGAAACUAUUAUUAUUUUACACCAAAUAAUCUUGAUAAAUUACGUAAUAUUAUGUGUACCUAUGUUUGGCAGCAUCUAGAAAUAGGGUACGUUCAGGGAAUGUGUGAUUUAGUCGCACCGUUACUGGUUAUAUUUGAUGACGAAUCUCUUACUUACAGUUGUUUUUGUGAAUUGAUGAAAAGACUGACAUGUAAUUUUCCUCAUGGGGGAGCAAUGGAUACACACUUUGCUAACAUGAGAUCCUUGAUUCAGAUAUUAGAUGCAGAAUUAUUUGAGCACAUGCACCAUUAUGGUGAUUAUACACACUUCUAUUUUUGCUAUCGUUGGUUUUUAUUAGAUUUUAAACGUGAGCUAGUCUACGAUGAUGUAUUUUCGGUAUGGGAAACCAUAUGGGCAGCUAAGCAUGUUAGCUCAGCUAAUUUCGUUCUCUUCAUAGCUUUGGCUCUUGUUGAAUACUAUCGUGAUAUUAUUCUUGAUAACAAGAUGGAUUUCACUGAUAUCAUAAAGUUUUUUAACGAAAUGGCUGAGAGACAUAAUGCCAGUAAAGUAUUAAGUAUUUCACGGGAUUUGGUUUUACGUCUUCAAACUCUUAUUGACAAUAAGUAA